CUUCAUACCCUCAAAAAACUUUCAAUCAUAUCAUAUCCCUCAAGGUUUGGCUUGUGCCUUUGUGUGCUCAUUUUUCACUAAACACCAACCCAAACCUUAUACACAAACAUUCUUAAUUUUGAUAUUUUUGUUUAUAUAUUCUAGGUUUUUGUUAAUUAAUUAUAUUAAGCAUCAUGGGAACCCCACAAUCCAAUAACUUGCCACCAGGGUUUAGGUUCCACCCUACAGAUGAAGAGCUCAUUCUUCACUACCUAAGGAAGAAGGUUGCCUCCAUUCCUUUGCCAGUUGCCAUCAUUGCUGAGGUUGAUAUCUACAAGUUUGAUCCAUGGGAGCUACCAGCUAAGGCCGCGUUUGGGGAGAAAGAGUGGUACUUCUUCAGUCCUAGAGACCGGAAGUACCCAAAUGGAGCGAGGCCAAACAGGGCAGCAGCUUCAGGGUAUUGGAAGGCCACAGGCACUGAUAAGAACAUAGUGGCAUCACUGGCAGGAGGAGUGAGGGAGCACUUUGGUGUGAAGAAGGCUUUGGUGUUCUACAAAGGAAAACCCCCAAAGGGUGUCAAAACCAAUUGGAUCAUGCAUGAAUAUCGCCUUGUUGACACCAAUAGACCCAUUAGGAUCAAAGACACCUCCAUGAGGUUGGAUGACUGGGUUCUAUGCCGGAUAUACAAGAAGUUCAAGCAUGCUGUAUCUCCAACCACAGAGGCAGCAUCAACACUGCAAGUGAUCAAUGAGCAAUUAGAUCAAGCAGUGGUAGAAGAAGAGGAGCAAAUCAAAGACACCCUUUUACCAAUUUUGAAGAAUAACAACACUUUUGUCCCUCCUCCACAAGCCACAAUACUCAUGUCUCAGAAAUCCUUAUCCUUCUCAAAUCUCUUGGAUGCCACAGACUACUCCAUGCUUAGCACCAUCUUAUCUGAGAACCACUCCAAUAAUUACCCUACUCCAAGUGAAACCAGCUUAUUCAAUAAUUGUGAGAAUCUGGAUCAGGAAAUUACCCCCCAAAACUACUACAUCAACGAUACUAAUAGUAUUAAUAAUAAUAGCUACUUGUUUCAGAAGAACCCUUCCAACAUGGAAAACAUUGCUAGGCCAAAACGCCACCUUCCAAACAUGGAUCAUGAGGACAACAUGUUAUUAUACCCUUUAAAGAAAUAUCAUAGUUCCUCUUGCAAUUUCCCCAACACCAACCUCCAAAACCAGAAUCCACAAUGGAACUUCAUGUUCAAGCAGCCACUCAUGAGUCCUCAAUAUCUUCAAUUUCAGUGAUAAAUAGCAAACAAUUAUACGAGUCACAUAAAGAAAAGAAGAAAAAAAGGUUAGGGAGAAAAUAAAAAUGAAAAAAAAAGGUGAAAUAUCUACAAGAUGAAUGUGCUACAUGGUAUCCACAUCAACCUUUUCACUACGUAAGGAUUAGCACACAGAAAGAUAGCAUUUUUUUUCUUUUUCUUUUAUGUUGAAAAAUGAUGAAAAGAGACUUCAUUGGAUCAUGAACUAUUACGGAAUCACAGAAAAAUCGUGUACAAAUAAAAAUGUUAAUUUGUACGUGUUGGGUUGGGAAAUCAGUUUUAAUUGUCUGUACUUUAAUUUUUAGACUUGGGAUUGGUUGUAUUAUGAUAUUAUUACAUUCUUUUUUGGGAAUGGCUUUAAAUUUUAUUUGGAUUUGCAUUGUCACCA
This is a messenger RNA of Glycine soja, 1673 nucleotides long. Its product is annotated as NAC domain-containing protein 2-like. Bases 174 to 1265 code for a protein of 363 amino acids. Gene Ontology annotation, biological process: regulation of DNA-templated transcription. Gene Ontology annotation, molecular function: DNA binding. The record is from RefSeq and is a predicted model, not a curated record. The transcript is spliced from 3 exons. Lineage: Eukaryota; Viridiplantae; Streptophyta; Magnoliopsida; Fabales; Fabaceae.